GCGAGAGUUUAGAGAGCUGCACUUCUUUAUCAGGUGGAAGUUCUGCUGGGAGUCGGCCACUGCAGCCUCGGUCAGCCUGGGAAACACUUUCUUCUGCUGGAGCUCACCCAUCAAUCAGAGCCAAGAUGCCUAAAACAGUAAAUGUACGCGUCACCACGAUGGACGCGGAGCUGGAGUUCUCCUUCCACCCCAGCACCACCGGAAAGCAGCUCUUUGACCAGGUUGCCCGCACCAUCGGCCUGCGUGAGAUUUGGUACUUUGGGCUUCAGUUUAUCGACGCCAAAGGAUUCCUCACAUGGCUGAACUCUGAAAAGAAGGUCAUGGCCCAGGGUGUGAAGAAGGAAGCUACCCUGCAGUUCAAGCUGAGGGUCAAGUUUUACCCCGAAGACGUGACGGAGGAGUUGAUCCAGGACGUCACUCGGAGGCUCUUCUUCAUGCAGGUGAAAGAGGACAUCCUGUCAGAGGACAUCUACUGUCCUCCGGAGACCGCCGUGCUGCUGGCCUCUUACGGCAUCCAGGCCAAGUAUGGAGAGUACAACAGAGCGGUGCACAAACGGGGUUACAUGUCCUCCGAGCGCCUGCUGUCAAAGAAAGUCCUGGAGCAACACAAGCUGUCCAAGGAGCAGUGGGAAGAGAGAAUCCAGGUCUGGCACGAGGAGCACAGAUCCAUGCUGAAGGAAGAGGCCAUGCUUGAGUACCUGAAGAUCGCUCAGGAUCUGGAGAUGUAUGGAGUCAACUACUUUGAGAUCAAGAACAAGAAGGGAACAGAUCUGUGGUUAGGAGUUGACGCUCUGGGAUUGAACAUCUAUGAGAAGGACGACAGGCUGUCUCCAAAGAUUGGAUUUCCCUGGAGUGAAAUUAGAAACAUUUCUUUCAAUGAUAAGAAGUUCAUCAUCAAGCCCAUAGACAAGAAAGCACCUGAUUUCGUAUUCUAUGCCCCACGACUGAGAGUCAACAAGCGCAUCCUGCAGCUGUGCAUGGGCAACCACGAGCUGUACAUGCGCCGCCGCAAGACCGACACCAUCGAGGUCCAGCAGAUGAAAGCUCAGGCCAAAGAGGAGAGGCUGCAGAAGAAGAUGGAAAGGGAUCAGCUGGAGAGUGAGAAGAAGAGGAGGGAGGCCAUUGAGAAAGACAAGGAGCAGAUGGAGAGAGAGAAGCAGGAACUGAUGAAGAGGCUCCAGCAGUUUGAAGAGACAACCAAGAGAGCAGAGAAAGAGCUUCAGGAGCAGCUGGACAGGGCCAUGAGGCUGGAGGAGGAGAGGAGGAGGGUGGAGCAGGAGGCGGCCCGGCUGGAGGCUGAGAGGAUGGAGGCCAUAAUAGCCAAGGAGGAGCUGGCCAGGCAAGCUGAGGACCAGAUAAAGAGCCAGGAGCAGCUGGCUGCAGAACUGGCCGAGUACAGCGCCAAGAUUUCUGUGCUGGAGGAGGCUAAGAGAAUCAAGGAGGAGGAGGCUGAGACAUGGCACAGCAAGGCUAAGGAAGUGGAGGAGAACCUGCUGAAGACAAAGGAGGAGCUGCACAAUGUAAUGACCACUAAUUCAACUCCCGCUCCUCCUCCUCCUCCCGCACCCGCUUCCUCCUCCUCUUCCUCCUCAUCCUCGGAUAGCGAGAGCGACCACGAAGAGCACAGCGAAGAGCACAGCGAAGAGCACAGCGAAGAGAACAGCACCUACAGCGCCGAGCUACACUCACAGGAAAUCAACGACCACCGUGAGGAGGAGGACAGGAUCACUGAGGCUGAGAAGAACCAACGCCUGCAGAAACAACUGAUGGCCCUGAGCUCAGAGCUGGAAGACGCCCGAGACCAGAAUAAGAAGACCGCAGACGAUCUGCUCCACGCCGAGAACGUCCGAGCCGGCCGCGACAAGUACAAGACCCUGCGUCAGAUCCGUAUGGGCAACACCAAGCAGAGGAUUGAUGAGUUUGAGGCCUUGUAGAAAACCUUUUAGAGACAUGAAGAUCUCUCCAAAAAAAUACCUCAUCAAGGCUUGUUCAGUGUAAUUUAAGUGUGAUGUAAUUGCAGCCACACCUGA
Scomber japonicus (chub mackerel) is the source of this 2030-nucleotide messenger RNA. RefSeq names its product ezrin a (gene ezra). Gene Ontology annotation, molecular function: actin binding; cell adhesion molecule binding. The transcript has 13 exons. The coding region runs from base 126 to 1934 and encodes 602 amino acids. Gene Ontology annotation, biological process: positive regulation of early endosome to late endosome transport; regulation of organelle assembly; regulation of cell shape. Lineage: Eukaryota; Metazoa; Chordata; Actinopteri; Scombriformes; Scombridae. The record is from RefSeq and is a predicted model, not a curated record. Gene Ontology annotation, cellular component: microvillus; filopodium; plasma membrane.